Molecule: messenger RNA, 1896 nt
Organism: Colletotrichum truncatum
Lineage: Eukaryota; Fungi; Ascomycota; Sordariomycetes; Glomerellales; Glomerellaceae
Product: MFS myo-inositol transporter
Biological process (GO): transmembrane transport
Cellular component (GO): membrane
Molecular function (GO): transmembrane transporter activity
Source: RefSeq, a predicted model, not a curated record
AUGCCUUCUCCCAAGGUAGACACGGAGUCUCCUGUGGCCGAGGAUAUCCACACGGAAGCCCGAACCUCUGGGAGCGAUGGCCCUUUUGACAAGGGCGCGCGCCCCUCCAAUGCGGCCCUUCUUCGGAACCCUCUGACCGGAUUCACUCAUGACGAGCUCAUUAAAGAUGUGGACAGCUUCACAGAGAAGUAUGGGCUGACUGAGCAUCGUGAAGACUUCCGAAAGGGUGCAAUGAUAGCUCAAGUUAGCAACCGUCCCGAUGGGUUCGAAACAGUCACUUCUCUCACAGAUGAGGAGAAGGAAGUGCUCCGAAAGGAGAUAACUCAUCGCUGGCAUCAGCCUUUCAUGCUUUACUUCCUAUGCGCAUUAUGCGCAGGCUCUGCUAUUGUGCAGGGCAUGGAUCAGACAGCCGUUAACGGUGCCCAAGAAUUUUACUAUCUUACGUUCGACAUUACCGACGAACGUAUGAAAGGCUUACUCAACGGCGCUCCAUAUCUCUGCAGCGCACUCUUCGGCUGCUGGACUAGUCCAUAUCUCAACAAGUGGACGGGACGGCGUGGAACAAUCUUCAUUUCCUGCUUCUUUUCCGUUGCAACCGGCUUCUGGAUGGCUGUCGCCGACACCUGGUACAACUUGCUUCUCGCUCGCUUUGGCUUGGGUCUCGCAGUAGGCGCGAAGAGCAGCACUACGCCUGUGUAUAGCGCAGAGAGUACGCCAAAAACCAUUCGCGGCGCGUUGACUAUGAUGUGGCAGAUGUGGACAGCAUUCGGAAUCGCGCUGGGACUAAUUGUCUCUGUCGCCUUCAGCAAUACCGAGUUCCUUGGGGAAAACACGCAGUGGCGUUGGAUGCUGGGUAGCACGUCGCUUCCUCCGUUGAUCGUCAUGAUCCAAGUCUACUUCUGUCCUGAAAGCCCACGUUGGUAUAUGGAGAAGGGCAAAUACCAGAAAGCCUUUCGCUCCAUUUCCAGACUUCGGAACCACCGUAUCCAGGCAACCAGAGACAUGUACUAUGCGCACAAGCUUCUCGAGGUUGAAACGCAGGCUCGUAGCGGUCGAAACUGGAAGGAAUUCUUCACCGUCAGGAGAAACAGACGAGCAGCGACGUUCUCGUACUUCGUUAUGUUUAUGCAACAAUUUUGUGGAAUAAAUGUCGUGAUGUAUUAUUCUACACAAAUAUUCCAAGACGGAGGCUUUCCCAGGUCCGAUGCGCUGCUCACGAGCAUGGGAAUGGGCCUUGUCAACUGGUUAUUUGCGAUACCCGCGUUCUACACCAUCGACACCUUUGGAAGACGCAACUUACUGCUGGUCACGUUCCCACUGAUGGCUAUAUCCCUAAUCUUUACCGGUUUCAGUUUCUAUAUUGCAGAAGGUACGGCACGGCUUGCCUGCAUCGCGACGGGAAUUUACAUUUUCGCGGCCGUCUACUCGCCCGGAGCGGGCCCCGUACCUUUCACGUACUGCGCUGAGGCUUUCCCGCUGCACAUCCGCGACAUCGGAAUGAGCAGCGCCACGGCCGUCACCUGGGGAUUCAAUUUCAUCAUCAGCUUCUCCUGGCCUUCAAUGUCUAAAGCGUUUACCCCGACCGGCGCCUUCCUUUGGUACGCCUGCUGGAACUUGUUCGGCCUCGUCGUCGCUUACUUCUUCCUUCCGGAGACGAAGAGCCUGACUCUCGAGGAGCUCGACAGCGUCUUCUCCGUCCGCAACCGCGACCACGCGAAGUAUUACAUGUCCAAGGCACCCUGGUAUGCAAACAAGUAUCUUUUACGCCGAGACGUAGACCCCUUCCCGGCUCUAUACGAGACGGAAGACAAGGAAAACCACUAUGAUGGGCAACAAAAGGUCACGACUCAACACAGCGAGGGUGCACUGGUUCAAGACGCGUCUAACGAGAAGUGA